AUGCUUCGUGAGGUGUGCGCAUCCGGACCACCGCGGGAUGGUGGCAUCGGGCGACACUACAGAAGGAAGCACAAGUUAAAGGGUCAGGCUAUAAAGCGUGUGCUCGCGUACGAGGAAGAGCUGUCGCUAACGCUCUACGACCCGCAUGAGGUGAAGCUGCCAGUAAACGGCAGCAUUGCCAUUAAUCAGUUACCGAUGCUGAAGGGGUUUCAAGGCCCGUAUCAGCCGUGUGACUUUCUGACCGUACACCCAAACAGUCUAACUACGCACUACGCCUGCCCAUCAAAGGGUCACAGAGAGGCCAUAAACACAAGUGGUGCCGCACGGGCGCGUCCUGGAGACAAGGUCUCACUGCAGUCGUUUUCAAAGGGAGGACGGGCUCGUUAUUGCAUCGUGUCGGAUAUCGCCGCGGACGACAAUGCAUCUGGAGACGAUUCUGGCUAUGGUUCCGGGUUCGAUGACAUGCUUUCAAGCUAUGGCCAAAAACUGACCAGCGACGAGGACAAGCGUCGGAGGACCGGAGAGGCCCCAGGCGGCGCCGACGUGGAUAACCCGUGGGUGUCAUGGACGGGAUGGGCGGAGCACUUCCAGGAAAAAGAUCUCGCGCAGAUAUGCCGCAUGAGCAAAGGCCCGAUGUCAGAUGCAAAACUAAAGCGGGUAUGGGCAGCGACGGAGAAGCAGCGACAACGGCAGCUUAGGAUUAUCGCCGACAGCUUCGAGCGAGUAAUGGCGCGAUGCACUAGCCGUUUAAGGCUUGUACCUCGAGAGACGCUGCGAUGGCUGAACAGCAUCGAGCCGACAACACCGCACGGAAAGCCGGUCCAGCUUAAGGAUCAUGAGAGCUCGAUGGACGACUACAAGAGGUACGCGGCGCGUUACUUAUGCUACUGCUUCGGGGCGUGGCAGAUGGGCCAGGAAGCAGCAAACACGGAGCUCGGGGUACGGUUCACGGAUCUGCAGUGGGAUCGGCUCCGUGUCGUGGUGGAAGGGGUCUUUGCGAUUGAUCUGAGAUGCGGUGGCGCCGCCGUUCGGAGGGGUCCGGCGUCAUCAACACGGCAAGGUAGGCCCACCGGCGGCGGCAUCGUGGCGGCUAGUCGGUCGCGCUCGGAAGAAGAUGCUGGGGACAGGCAGGAAGAGGCAGAACUGGAGGAUAUGCUGGACCGCAGCGUGAUGGAAUUUUGGAUCGCAUCUAUCAAGCAGAAAAUAGCGUUUAAUAUUUUCCAGAACCCGCUGCUUCACUUUACUGCCGUUCUCGGCAUCGACCCGAAAAAGCUAUCUUACAAGCGCGCGGCGGAUUACACCGGUCAGCUGGCGGGUCUGGUAUGGUGCGUGCGGCUGCUCAUGCUGGAGCACGUCUUCGAGGACCAGUCCGACAAUCCGGAAGAGCUGGACUUUGCCGUGCUGGAGAGGUUCCAGGAGGAGCAUCACGAGUGGCUUGCGGACGGCACAUACACGCCGUUUACAUCCCCAUUAACAUGGUCUCAGCCACUUUCGAAAACUCCUCCACAAGACGGUGUUGCAGUCUCCGACGUCUUAGAAAUUGAAGCUUGGCCAGAAACUGCCGCAGAAUUGACGCCUACGGCGCCUACGGCAACACAUGACCAUCGGCUCAUCGCAGAAUCUCUAGAUAUAACGACCACACAGGAAAAGCAAACAAAUCUGGACUCUACGACGACAAAAGAAGACCCAGCGGUCUUGCGACGAGAACAAACACGCCUCCGAGUACAGCGCUACCGAGCCAGACAACAUGAAUCGUACUUUCAACAGAAAGAACAGCCCGAUCCUCUAUUCGAUACUGCUGGGAAUGGGGAUGCCGGCAAUAUAAAUACAGAGGAUGAGACGCGAGUUAUCCCUGAUCUAUCGCAGCUCACUCUCGAAGAUCAUGCGCAGCACAGCUCCUCACCCAGCGCAUGUACUCCAAAGUCAGAUAACCCCAAUGGCGGCAAUACACCACAGCCCACGCUCGACGGGCAUUCAUUGCCACUCGACAAUGGUCAUUCAUCAGACCCGGUGCUUGGUAGUUAUAUGCAAGAAGUGCUUCCUCCAUCUGCUAGCCUCUCAUCCGACUUCAUUGACUCACAAAGUGCCACAUACGACGAAGUUUUCAAGGAAUUUUUCAGGCACGAGUGUAAUUGCUCUGCCGUACCAGAUCUCAACGAGCCCGAGGAGGUCCAUACACUCCGGCAGAGAGUGCGGCUUCUGCAGUCACUCAUGCCAACACUCAACAUGAUAUUUGGCGAGACCAGCUCUUACGAACCUAGCUCAUCAUUUCAUCAAUGGAGCGGAGUCCUGGGUGAUUGUCCAAAUGAGCCACUAUCCUUCCACAAGACGCAACUUGAGCUGCUUCAUACCCCACUAGAAAUAUCCCGCCGGUGGGAUGUCGACAGCAUAUGGAUUGGCGCCAAGACCCUCGGGGCUGUCAAAUCACCGAAUGACUUUUUACUCUCCUUUCUCCCUUCUGCAGCGCUUAAUCACUCCACUAAUCAAGUAGUACAACCACAUGGACUGAGCAUUGCGAAGACAAGGCAUAUUCAUCUCGGCACUGUCGACGUUUUCAAUGUCCGCUUUGCCGUAUUCGUCCUGUUUCCCAAAGCUGACCAAGGACCAAACUCGCAAACCUCCGCCUCAAAGAACGCUCUCUCGCUGGAACGCCAGAAAGUCUUUUACGACGAUAUCAUUAUCCCAGCAGUAUAUGAGACAGUGCCUGACCCAUUCCGACGGGAAAUACCACAAUCAUAUGAUAUGUUGUAUGCAAAGUCGCGCUCCUACCAGGAAAAGCUUGGGAAUACUCACUGGAAGCCGGAUGAUCAGAGUCGGGCCCUUCGCCUCCGGUAUAGUAUUCCAGCAGAGUAUUUAGCCAAAUUCUGGAGUUCAGUUAUCGAAAAAGCAAAUUUGCUUCGGAUUCCAACUGCCAGUGGCGCCGAGGUUGCGUAUUUCGAGAACCCGCAGCUGUUACUCCAAUCCCAUGGCCUGAAAAACAGGGUUUCCGGCUUGACUCUGCAGGACACUUUAACGUGUUUCACGGAAAACGUGCUAAAGGCUUUUAAUCCGGACCAGCUAGACAUGCGCUCCUGUUGGGUGGACAUUGGAUGUCGGGAUCACGUUGCAACCCAAGGAGUCCACGAUUUUCCAGCCGGACCUUUUACUCUCCUUUGGAAGGACCGGUGUAACCACCAACUCCACGAACGACUCUCCGCUAUUGUUCCCGGCAGCCCUUUAGCAUCCACGUACUUCCGCUCCUACCUUCUUCGGGAUGCCUCUACCUAUAAAGCAAAUGCCAAAUCGACUGGAACUUCGAAUCCCGGCCACCCAGACACGCAUUGUCCAGGAAUUAUUCGCGCCAAGGCAUAUGACAGUAUCAAGGAAACUUUCGCCGUCAUGUAUAGUGACUACCGCAUAUUUGGCUCAGGGUACCUUCCAUUGCUUGCCUUUACAGACGAAAUGAUCCAGGAUCUCUGGUCAAUGAGCCGACACAAUGAAGCAGCAAAUACCUCGCAGAUUAACCGACGAUCCCUACGCCGUGCUUGGGAGGCAAAUAAACGACAUUUGAAAGCUGUUUGUGAGGCAAAGAUUCUUCCGAGCUAUGGAGCCCGGAAAGAAGUGACUUUCUGCCUCGGUCCCAUCUUGACCAUGUUGUGUCGUGGCUAUUUCAACCCGGAGCUGAAUUCCCACAUUGGCAAGGUCCACAAAAAAUUAUCAUUAGAUACCAACGACGGGACGCACUGCCCAUUUUGGGUAGUGCCAACAAAGGAUAUCAGGGCUUUGAUACUAACACAAGCGGCGCGGUUUAUACUUCCGCUUGAUCAUUUGUUCCAGCAGCCCUUGAUUAACCCGCCGAGGGAUUACAAUAUAGAAGACACCCUAGAAGUCUCUGUCCAGCUUGUCCUCGCAUACUAUCUGGCUCAACUCUUGUGUCGCCUUCUAACAUACUCGUUGAGUAGCGAGCAACAAUUGCCAUUCGACAACUGGAUAUGGAAGUCCAAGUGGACUGUAGGAGACAAACAAUUGAAUCAAAGAGCUAAGAUAGUUGAGCGCCAAGGCCUUGGGCUUGAUGAAGUAGUAAAGUCGUCCGGCAUGCUCUGGAUCCCCCAAGCUUGUUUAGACUGGGCGGGGGGACAUAUUGCACUCGACAUCCUGGCCCACCUUUACAUCCCUCGAAGUCCCCUGCAUCCACGAAUUGCUGCUCAAUCAAACAUUCGGUUGCUCAGCGCAACAAAAGCUACUUCAGAGUUGUAUCUUCGGAGAUGGCUGCACCAGGCGAACCAAGCAUUUGACCUGGGACAACAAACUGAAGCGGAGCAAUUGGCUGCAAAGGCUAUUCGCCUGGCCGCUGAAGAGGUCGCCCGAUCAUAUCACCAACAUAUGUUCACAAAGCUAGCCGGCACCUGGGACAGGCUUCGCGCCCGCGUUGGGCGCUGCAGACUUUCGCGGCUUAAGAGGCUUCAGCGUGGCCAGGAGGACACUCAAGAGCAGAGAAGUAAAAUACUUGAUGCUCAGAUCAUCCGAGAAGUAUAUGUAGAGGCGUGGAGCGAAUAUAGUAAAACACAAUACGCCACUUCGCAUGUUCAAAUGCCGAGACAGUUGCCAUGUUGGAUGGUGACACGGGCAUACUCAAGACUGAAAAAUGGCUGGUCGUCCUUCAUAUUCGACCGCCUCUUUGACCGGCCAGACCCUCCGUCUUGGGAUCGGGUGCAGUUUCGAGAGCUGUAUCGAAGUUUCAAGGAAAUGUGGAAUAUGACAUACAGCCACGCUGAUUCGUUCGACAACCGAUUUCGUCGCAUUAUCGGCAACUACAUCAGGGUGGCUUUCAACAGCGAUAAAGCGAAAGAGAUAGGUACGAAUCAUGGCUCUGGAACUUGGUACGAAGAUCAACCAGUAUUCUUCCAAAUCCAAUUUUGGGCCCCAUAUUUCUCUCCGCCAAAGCAGCACCUUGGGACUUGCUGGGAUUUAAUUGUGACCCGUCCUCUAUCUUACGAUAUUCCGCAUGAUGCCAAAUCAAACGACUUAACUGCAAUUGAGUUCCAAGACGAAAAUGACGCGUUUGAGACACUAUGGUUUGAAACGAUCGGUCAGCCUGAACGGCUCGAAGACAUGUCGCCCGACGAGAAAAGCGAUGUGUUCCUCCAGGCAAUUCGCCAUCUAAUGACUCUUGCAGGACCGAAGUGGGAAGGUGAACAUGGAUUGCCAUACGUAAUACCAUGGACACUUCCUGAUCAGGCAGCCCAAAAUGAUAGUCAUGAAGGUGAUAUAUUUCGCGCUCCCCUUCCUUUAUCGUCAGUUAAAGCUGCACAUCGGGAUGCAGUCUUGUCAAGACCAACCGUGAUUCUGCCUACAUUUCAUGAUAUCAUGUCGUUUACAAAACACAUUUCGUCGCAGUCGAAUCUCUGCGCAGAGGCAAAAUUGCUAUGGGCCUUCAACCCUGGCCACCCGGACGCUCACAAGCCUGCUAUCAUCCGCGCCAAGGCAUAUAAUUGCAACAAAAAACCAUUUUCAGUCAUGCACAGAGACCAUCGCCUCUUCGGCUCCGGCUUUAUUGCGCUGCUUGCCCUCGAUGAAGCGAUGAUCCGAGACCUUGCAGUCAACAAUCAGAACCAUCAGCGCGCCUCUAUCCCGCAGCUAAACCGCCCCGCCAUUUUGAAAGCUUGGGAAGCCAACAGAUGGCAUCUGAAAGCUCUAUCCGAUGCGAUAGCCCACAACGGCCAAGGAGUCCGGAGAGAAGUUACUUUCCGCCUCGAUGUGAUUUUGUCAAUGUGGACUAACGGCUCCUCUGAUCCAGCUUAG
Molecule: messenger RNA, 5781 nt
Organism: Pochonia chlamydosporia 170
Lineage: Eukaryota; Fungi; Ascomycota; Sordariomycetes; Hypocreales; Clavicipitaceae
Exons: 5
Coding region: 1-5781 (1926 amino acids)
Source: RefSeq, a predicted model, not a curated record